UUCAGUAUUAUUCCCUUAAAUGCCUGGGCAAACGCUUACCGCUAACAAGUUUACGUUCAUUGGUAACCGUAAAGCCAUCAAUCAAAGCAACUUUUCGGGUAUUUACUAGCUUCUCUCAUUGAGUUUACCGUACAUGUUUAAUCCUAUAAAGCAAAAAUUUUUUUGCAGCCGAGCGUAAUCUCAGUCUGGAACGGUCGACCAGGUCGACCUCAUUUCCAAGGAACGGUAAAGUUGUGUGGUUGUGUGAAAGCGCUAGAGAUCCCGCUUGGUAAAUCUGGAUCGACUAUGCGCGUAUCGCACUUGCAGAAAAUAUCUGGAUUUCCAGACGCACGACCUGGAAUGACCCCAGGAAGUGUCUCCCCCUGGCAGCUAGCGUUGGUAGUGAUGAGCGGACGGGAGACGGCAGGCCUUUAUUUAGGCCUUACUAAAUGAAAUAGGGAAAAGGGCGAAAAUGGUGUCGCGGACGUGGUAGUGAAGGUAUGGCGACGGGUGGAAAAAGUGCGAAGAAGUUGGACGGCGUGUCCCCAACUCCAGCCGAAGGGGAGUCGUCGGACAGUGAUGGGGAGACGGAGCCGGCCAAAUCGUUUCAUAGACGGUGGUCAACAAACCGCGAAAUAAACAAUUCGGCCGCCAUCAAGGAGGGGUACUUGUUGAAACACACAUGGACCUUUCAGAGAUGGAGGAAGCGAUACUUUAAGUUAAUGGGACGCAAAUUAUUCUAUUCCAAAGACCCUAAGGCUGUGAUCUUCGAUGAGAUCGAACUCACCGACCUGUGCCUAGCUGAGUGUUCAACAAAAAACGUCAAUCACAGUUUUCAGCUUAUAACCCCGUUCAGAUCGUUAGUGCUUUGCUGCGAAUCCCGAAGAGAAAUGGAAGAGUGGCUCAGUGCACUUACAGCUGCCUCGCAGCGCCGGUACCACGAACUGGAACCUGACUGUCUUUCCGGUCAGCACCAUUGGUACGCACCAUCAUUCGAUGCCAGACCGACUUAUUGUAACGUUUGCCGUUAUAAAAUAAAUGCUCGCCAUUUGCUGCGAUGCGAAGUGUGCAAGUUUAAUGUGCAUAAACGAUGUGCAGCCAAAGCGAUAAACAACUGCAAAUGGACCACUUUGGCCUCUGUGGGCAAGGAUAUCAUUGAGGAUGCUGAUGGGCAUAUUCUUAUGCCGCAUCAGUGGAUGGAAGGUAACCUGGCGGUGCUGUCCAGGUGCGCUGUAUGUAAUGCUGUUUGUGGCUCAGUUUUAAGGAGACAAUCAAGGUGUGAAGUUUCUUCGGCGCUUCAAGCAACUCUUGAACCCGGCCCAAGUGUUCGAUCUUAUUUCCACUGGGCCGCGCCUCGGCUUAAGGCUGUUCAGACACUUCGAUCCAUUCCGAAUAUUGGUCUGCAGUGGGGAUGGUUCAGUUGGAUGGGUUCUAUCCGAAAUCGACAAACUAGAUAUGCAUAAACAGUGCCAAGUUGCAGUGUUGCCUUUGGGUACCGGCAAUGACUUGGCACGGGUUCUGGGAUGGGGGGCCAGCUGCGAUUCAGACGCCCAUCUUCCGCAGCUUUUGGAAAAAUAUGAACGAGCCAGCGUGCAAAUGCUGGACAGAUGGAGCGUGAUGGCCUUUGAAAGGACCAUUGCGGUGCCGAAACUUUCAUUAACACCGGGGCAGCCGGAGGGGCAACUUCACAUACAGAUCACCCAGUAUGAGGAGAGCCUCAAGAGCCAUUUGCAGAACAUUCUACAGUCGGAUGAGACGUCCGUUAUCAUUAACUCGGCAAAGGUACUUUGCGAAACGGUCAAGGACCUUCGAAUGCAGAUCAGCGAGAGCUCGAUCACCAGAAGCGAUGAGCAGCUGUUGAAGCUGAGCGACGUCUUGCAGCAGAAGCAGGAUCUGUUGCUGCAGGCUUUAACCAACGAUGUGGAUGUUGCAAACUUUGCUUCGACCUCCAACUCAGGACGAUACUGACAGUGAAAUAUCGUUCGACCGAGGCAAGAGUGAAAAGUGCGAGAAGGAGCUGAGCAACAUCAAUUUUCGCAAACACCGCCGCACCUCCAGGUUUGUGGAACGGGAAAAGGACGCUCUGAACAAUCGCGCCAAUAGUCUGAAAAAAGCCCUGAGGAAUCUGGAAUGCUCCAGCAUCAUCUCAGCAAUAUCCAACGACGAAACGAGCUUCGCGAGCGAAAUUAUGGAACGCGGCUCUUUCGUGCCGAGAAAAGGUAGCGAUGGUGAGGACGUUAAUGGGCAUAUCUGUCACAUCGACUCUCCGGAGACGGACACCUACCCCACCUCCGAUGUGGUCCAAGGUGAGUCUUUAAUGGACGACAUCAGCUCCAUGAUUGGGGAAAUCCUCUGCGGAUACGAUCAGGACAGCGUGGCGGAUACCUAUACGGACGACACAACGCUCUUCCAUACAGAACUAGAACGGAAGUUGAGUGUGAAAAAGGACUCGCUGGAACGAAAGAGGCGCAACAACAUGCGAAGGAAGUCGGCACCGGGAGCGCCAAGAACCGAGGAUACUGACCAAUACCAAUACGGGUUCGAGAACAGAGCCUUCAUGUCCCAACAUGUCUACUUGGACAAUAGAUACAAUCAGCCGCAACGAUACUGUAGCUUGGCCCAGUUUGUUGAAGGCAGUGACAUCGCACGACGCUCGUUUAAACGGCGCAACACCAACAAAACCUCCAAAACUGAGGCCAACGUGUCGCGGCAGAGCACCUUGCAUGAGGAGGCUGAGAGCCUCUCGGCCAGCUACAGAGGCAGCGUUUCCAGCAUCAACAAGCUGGCCAAAGAGCUGUCCAACGUCUCCGCCACCACUGUGAAGGAAGCCAUGGACAAGGAUCUGGAGAAGGAAAGUGAUAAAGAAAGCGAGAAAUGCAAGUUCCCCCCAGUGAGCGUGAUAGUAGAGCCCCCCUCCCCGAUUUUGACGGAGCAGGCCCGAUCGGAGCGCAUGGAGUGUAUCCGUAUAGAGAUUGAAGGCGCCGACGAUGAUCUCGAUCUACGGAAUCUCUAUUCCAAAUCCGACAAGUUGUCGAUCAGCGACGUCAGCAACAACAGUUCCACCACCAACUUGCUGACGGUGGAUCACGACCCAUCCGCAACGCGUUCCCCAGCCGCAACGCGUCGAAUCUCCUGCUGCAGCAUGUUGAAUCCCCAAGAUGCUGCAGCUCUGGCCGCUACCGCUGCAGCCUCCACCAAAUUCUACCACGAGAGUGGCGAGAAAAAGGAGAAGAAGCCCGAGGAUAAGGAGGCAAAGAAGAAGCGCAAGUUGCCCAUCAUUAAUCCUCUGGUGCGGUUGCCAUCGUGGCCCAAUGUGACCACAAGUGGAGGAUUUAUCAGCAAAUGCCUUCUGGCCAAUGCGGACACUCUGUGUGCAGCAGUGAGUCCCUUAAUGGACCCGGAAGAAACGUUAAUGGAAGGAUUCUACGAAAGAUGCGUGAUGAACAACUAUUUCGGCAUUGGGAUCGAUGCGAAAAUUUCCCUGGAUUUUCACCAUAAACGCGAAGAGCAUCCAGAAAAGUGCAGAUCCAGAGCCAAAAACUACCUCUGGUACGGAGUGCUGGGCGGUAAAGAGCUGCUUCAGCGCACCUUUAAGAACCUCGAACAACGCGUGCAGCUGGAAUGCGAUGGGCAAAGAAUCCCCCUGCCCAGCCUACAAGGAAUAGUAAUUCUGAAUAUUCCAAGAUUUAUGGGAGGCAUCAAUUUCUGGGGCGGUUCCAAGAUGGACGACGUGUUCAUAGCCCCCUCCUUCGACGACAAGAUUCUGGAAGUGGUUGCGGUCUUCGGGUCCAUGCAGAUGGCGGCAUCUCGAAUGAUGAAGUUCCAACAUCAUCGCAUCGCACAAUGCCAGAGCAUCCAAAUCAACAUCCUAGGCGACGAAGGAGUUCCGAUACAAGUGGAUGGCGAAGCCUGGAUUCAACCUCCGGGCAUUAUACGAAUCCUGCACAAAAACCGCAUGCAAAUGCUGGGCAGGAACAGAGCCCUGGAAAACUCUCUGAAGAGCUGGGAGGAGAAGCAACGCCAGAGUAUUGCUGGUCAAGGAGGCGCCAAGCCCCGACUUUCCAUUUCUGGGGCGAGUCACGACAAGUCUAGAAGCAGCGUGACUAGGCAAAGCAUGCCUGGUCACACCACCGACACAUCCAAGAGCUUCCUGGGAGUGACUGUGGAGAAGAUCCGCCAGCAUUCGUUUAGUGGAGCGGUUCCCCACAUCGAGAAAGAAAAGCAUUCAGUCACAUUCGUGGAACGCCCGCCAGAGCGGCUGGAUGUGGACAUUCUCUUCGGCACAGAGGAACACUAUCUGCUAAUGAACUUCAUUGAGUGCGCCACAUCGCUGAGCAAGUGGAUCAAGAUUCUAGCGAUCAGCCACACUUUGGAGACCGACCUGUACGCGCUCGCCUCCAUAACGGACGCCUGUCUGGAAAGCAUUCACCCCCAAGGGAAGAUCCUAACCGGUCCAGCCCUUCGAUCCGAAUUCUCCAAGCUGGUGGAAUCCGUUAAGCAGCUAUACGAAGAAAGUUGCUGUCUGUUGCACGAUCGAAACGAUAAGUUGAAGCUGCGCGAAGACUUGGAAAGCAAACUGAGCGUCAGCUUGGCCAACGUGGAGCUGGAACUGAGGAAGUGCGUUUUGUUCGAAACGUCGGAGGGCAGCAUGGUGUGCCUGCAAGCGGUUCCGGAGGAAAGCGAGCACAAGAGAAAGGGGAUGUUUUGGCUGAAGUUCAGGAAAAGCGUGUCUUCGGAGCGGCGCUCCUCCAGUUGCAAACGAGAGGUGGCUUCGUGGGGAACCCACGAAGUAGCCACUUGGUUGGACACUCUCCAGCUCACUGAGUAUAUUGACAGCUUUGAAAAGAACGAUAUUAGAGGCCGGGAGCUCCUCACUUUGGCCAGGAGAGAUCUGAAGGACUUAGGAGUGACAAAGGUUGGUCACGUGAAACGAAUUUUACAAGCAAUCAAAGACUUGUCUCAAGGAGUCUAAAACCAAAGCAAAUUGAACUUCAGACCAUAUCAAAUGCGACGAAACGGGUUAUAAGCCGGCAAAUUCCAAAAGUAAAUGUUCCUUAGAGUUAGGGGAACACAUUCAACCCAACCCACAAUUCCACUAGGUAUUUAUAGCGAUUAGUUUCCGUUUUUGGAGAAGCAUUUUUUACCUCCCCACUUGAGUAGUGUCUAAGUUAAACCGACCUCUUUCGAAAAAUUACGUGUUGAAUGUGAGAUAAUUAUUAGAUAUAUAUUAUAUAGACCCACUGUGAUUUCCGAAAUGUGUUACUUCUAAACAGUAAGUCAACCUAGGCUAAGCCACUCUAACUUAAGUCCUUAAUGAAACCUUUCGCUUCUAAUGACUAGUGUUUACUAAAGUGUAUUCUGUGGGAGAUGUUUUUCGACUGGUGCUAUUUAGGAACUUAGAUAGAUGAAGUGAGGAAGCGUGUCGAAGUGAUUGUGGCAGAGAAACAGCAAAAUUGCCGCUAAUUCUUUCCAUUCCCCAGGGACUUGGAUUUGAAGCAUUUUCAGCCACAAUUCCUACCGUAAAUAGCUGAUGUGUGUGCCGUAAUGAUUGCUGAUAUACACUUUGUAAUAAUCUCUAUGUACAAACUUCUACAUGUAAAGCAAUUGUACUUAAUAUAGCAAUAUUGUACUUA
This is a messenger RNA of Dendroctonus ponderosae (mountain pine beetle), 5612 nucleotides long. Its product is annotated as diacylglycerol kinase eta. NCBI's taxonomy places the organism in Eukaryota, Metazoa, Arthropoda, Insecta, Coleoptera, Curculionidae. Gene Ontology annotation, biological process: diacylglycerol metabolic process; intracellular signal transduction; lipid phosphorylation. Gene Ontology annotation, molecular function: protein binding; ATP-dependent diacylglycerol kinase activity. The record is from RefSeq and is a predicted model, not a curated record.